Messenger RNA from Spirodela intermedia, 1869 nucleotides. The record is from the annotation of a GenBank genome assembly. NCBI's taxonomy places the organism in Eukaryota, Viridiplantae, Streptophyta, Magnoliopsida, Alismatales, Araceae.
AUGGGGGGCUGCGUCUUCCUCUUCUCCGUCUUCCUCCUCCUCCUCGUCGUUCCUGGCUUAUCCAGCGCCGCCAUCAAGAGGGAGAGGCUCACCACGUCAGAGGAGGAUGCGGUGGCGCUGCUCCGCCGGGAUUCCACAUCUCCGCCGCCCCCUCCUCCGGCAGGCCCUACGGAGUACUUCCAAGUGACGAGGCCCAUCCCCCUCCCCAACGACAAGCCCUGCUCCGUCCUCCUCCUGCAACACGACUUCGCCUACACCUACAGCAAGCCUCCGGUCACCACCGCCUACACCCCUCCUUCCCACUGCCGCCGCCGCGGAACUCCCUCGAAGGUGGUUCUGGAGUGGCGCGCCGCCUGCCGGGGCCGGCAGUUCGACCGGAUCUUCGGGAUCUGGCUCGGCGGCGUGGAGCUCCUGCGAAGCUGCACCGCCGAGCCGCGCGCCACCGGCAUCGUCUGGACGGUGGAGAAGGACGUCACUCGCUACACCUCCCUCUUCUUCUCCGACAACCAGACCUUGGCCGUCUUCCUCGGCAACAUCGUCGACCAGACCUACACGGGGAUCUACCACGCCAACAUCAGCCUCCAUUUCUACUACGGAGGGAAAGACCUCCCCCAUCGGCAUCAUGGAUUCGACUCACCGGCGGAUCUGAUCCUCCCGAUCUCGCGGAAUCUCCCCCUGGAAGAUGGUCAAUGGUUUCUGGUUCAGAGCCCCGCCGAUUCGCCGGCGAAGGAGGUGACGAUCCCUCGGAAUGCCUUCCGGGCGGUGAUCGAGGUGUUCGUCUCCUUCCACGCCGACGACGAGUUCUGGUACGGCAAUUUUCCCGACGACUACAUUUCCUCCAACAAUCUCACCGGCACGCCGGGGAAGGGGCCAUUCAGGGAGGUCGUCGUCACCGUCGACGGUGCCGUCGCCGGCGUGGUGUGGCCAUUCCCUGUGAUCUACACCGGCGGCGUCAACCCCCUUCUCUGGCGUCCGAUCACCGGCAUCGGCUCCUUCGACCUACCGUCGUACGACAUAGAGAUCACCCCUUUCCUUGGGAAGCUCCUGGACGGGAAGCCCCACAGAUUAGGGUUCGCCGUCACCAACGCCCUCAGCUCCUGGUUCAUCGACGGGAAUCUCCAUAUCUGGCUGGACAGCAAGAGUUCGCAGACCAUCGGAGGACUGAUCAAGCACGAGUCACCGGAGCUCAAGCUCUAUGCUCUGUCGGAUUUCAAGGGCCUGGACGGGAAUUUCUCUACCACCGGCGACAGGAGGAUCUCCUCCACCGGGUGGGUGAUCUCCUCCCACGGCAAGAUCACCACCCACUUCUUCCAGGUGCUCGACUACAAGAACUUCAUGGAGAUGAAAGACAAUGGCAGCACGCAGGUGAUCAACCAGACCAUAGAUUCCACCUCCGGCGUCUACGUCAAGAGCCCCGGAUCGGUCCUCUUCUCCGAUGAGAUCUUCCGAAGCUUCCCUCUGCAUCUUUACUCCGGCACCGCCGAUCAGACCAAUGAGACCUACUCUCUGAUCUCGAACCUUUCUCUGGGGUUCAAUGAGAAGAGAUUCACCGGCGAGCGAUUCGGGUUCUCCUUCGGCGCCCUCCUAAAUUCUCAGAAGGCCGACGGCGUCAUGAUAGUCAAGGGGAACCUAGUCGUCAGCGGCGUGGGGAGCACCCAGCAGGAUUACAGAUACGAAGGCACAGAUGGAUGCUACUCCAGGAACGUGAGUAGCAGCAAUUACACCAUUCUGUUCGAUGAAUCGGAGAAGGUUUGUGGCAGAAGAUCACCUUUCGAGCUGGGUUCUUCGCUCAACAGAUGGAUUCCAUAUCCGGCCAGGAGGGCUUCUCUCUCAGUAGCCAUGCCUAAGCUGAAGAAGAUCGACGAUUAG